AUGCCCUCGCAACGCCGUCGCGGUGCCAGCUUUCGUGGUGCGUACUGCCCUGGUGCGGUCUCCCUUUGUUUGGAAGACUCGGUCGCGGAGACCGCUGAAGUAUUCCGCCGCUCCCCUUCCAUCACGGCUGCGAGCGAAUACCUCGUGCCGCCCAAGUCGGCGGAGACUCAGUCUCGCCUAACCGUGGUGCUCGACCUGGAUGAGACUCUCAUCUACGCACGCCAGGGGCCACUCUACGUCCGCCCUGGCAUGGACAAGCUGAUGCGCUUCCUUGCUGAUCACUGCGAGACCAUUGUGUGGACCUCCAGCAAGCACCGUUACGCGGACGCCGUGAUUGCACAAAUUGACCCAUACGGCGCCAUCUGCCACACCGUCUAUCGCCACCGCCGCUGGUUCAACGGCACCUCAGCAACGAAGGAGCUGCGGUUGCUGGGCCGUGACCUCGCCUCCACGAUCAUCAUCGAGAACACGCCAGACUGCUGCCGCGGCUACGAGAAGAACGCGAUCCUCGUGGAUGACUACGAGGGCGGUGAGCUGGCGGACCACACCCUGUACACCCUUCUCGCGCUGCUGACGGACCUCGUGGAGCGUCACGAGAGGGAAGGGGUGACCGUGCCGGAGUUCAUCGCGUCUACGCACCGCCUGGUGCAAGAGAGCGUGUUGACGGACAAGGGAACUGCCAUGCAGGCUUUCUGCCUGACCUCCGUCGACGACGAGUACGCCGUGGCGCACUCACCGGUGACGAAGUGUCCGUGCAUCACACGCGAUACCGUGGUUGAUGUCUUUCCGCGCAAUUCCCUGUCCUCACGCACGCUGCCGUCUUCCUUUACAGGACUGAAGCGCCGGUACGCUCCGCAGGCACGCGCCGUCUACUGA
Leptomonas pyrrhocoris is the source of this 876-nucleotide messenger RNA. RefSeq names its product putative mitochondrial nuclear lim interactor-interacting factor. The transcript has a single exon. The coding region runs from base 1 to 876 and encodes 291 amino acids. Gene Ontology annotation, molecular function: phosphoprotein phosphatase activity. NCBI's taxonomy places the organism in Eukaryota, Euglenozoa, Kinetoplastea, Trypanosomatida, Trypanosomatidae. The record is from RefSeq and is a predicted model, not a curated record.